This is a messenger RNA of Naegleria gruberi, 1001 nucleotides long. RefSeq lists its product as uncharacterized. Bases 58 to 945 code for a protein of 295 amino acids. The record is from RefSeq and is a predicted model, not a curated record. Lineage: Eukaryota; Heterolobosea; Eutetramitea; Acrasida; Naegleriidae. The transcript has a single exon.
GCACAAACAAAACAUUUCCCGCAAAGGAUUUCAAAACUCUUCCAUACAAUAAUAAAAAUGAGCGGUUAUCAAAAUCUUCAAGAUGAAGCUGAUGAAUACGUUCCAACCAGUGAACAAAUUCAACAAGAAGAAGCACAACAACAACAACCAACUUUUACUCAAAAGCAAGAACCAAUUGUUCACCAACAACAACAACCAAAUGUUGCUACUACUGGUCAACAACAACAACAAGCCUUCUAUGCUGUUCCGGUUAUGGGACAAGAUGGACAACAACAAAUUGCCUACAUUCCACAAAGUCAAUAUGCCCAGUUUCUUCAACAACAACAAAUGUAUCAACAAUAUUUACAACAACAACAGUUAUUGCAACAACAACAACAACAAUCUGGACAACCACAAAUUCAAUUGCCUCCUCUCCCAAAUGUAAAUCAUAUUCCACAACAACAACCUACCUAUGUUCCAUCUACUCUUCCACCUACCAUUCAACCAACUACUACUCCUAUUGUAACCAAUACUACUGUUCAAGUUACUGAUGAAUCCUAUGUCAAGGUUCAAGGAGUUGAACCAGCACUUGUUUUGCUCUGUAAUUUGGUCUUCCCUGGUUUGGGACAUUUUGUCAUUGGACAACAAUCAAAGGGUGCUAUCUAUCUCGUUGUUUCAGUUGUUUUGACUACCAUUCUUGCCGUAUUGUGUGCCUUCUUUAUUGGUAUUCCAUUAAUUCCUCUCGUUCUCAUUUACAAUAUUCUCGUUAUGAUUGAUGGUUAUGUUAUUGCUGAUCGUAUUCGUAAGGGUUAUCCAGUUUUGAAGGGUGAAUGUUAUUGCAGAAUUACUAGUUGGGGUGUUUCUUUGGUUGAAACUAAGAGCCCUGUAUUCGUUCAUGGUAGUGCUGCUGAACCAGCUGUUUGGCAAUUACAAUGCAGACAAGUUGAUAGACAAAGAAAUCUUUAAUUCUCUCUUUGGAUUUCUCUAUUGUAAAUAAACCACAAAACUAACUCUGACAACUU